AGCUCAGCAUGCAGCUGAUCCUCAGCUCCUGGCAGCCUCUGGAAAGAGAAACCACUCCUUGCCGCAGGUGUGCUCAGCGGGCAGCAGUGGCAGGUAAACGGGCUCCCUGGCAUCUCUCCUUCCUGCCUCUCCCACCCAGAGCCCAUGGCAGAGGAGAAGACCUUCCGUUACGGGUUCAUCAUCUUGGGUUUCUUCCUGGUGAUGACGGGAAUUUUCAUCAUGAGUGUGGAAAAGCCCCACAUCUACAUCACCUUCUGCGUCCUGGGUGUGCUGCUCAUAGCCGUGGGCAUCACCUGGAGCAUGUGCCAGUGCUACCCAAAGAUAACAUUCAUUCCUGUGGACCCUGAGGCUGAGCGGUUCCUGGACUACAAACCCACAGUGCUGCCACAGAAGGACAUCUGCUUGAUUGCUCCCUGCCCCAACCAAGAAGCCACCAGCACCUAUGAGAAGAGCCUGCCAUCCUAUGAGCAGAUCCAGAAGCAGGCAGUGGGCUCAACCCCGCUGCCACCUGCGGCACAGCCCAGAUCCCGUAGUUGCUCCCAGUCAGCUGUGCAGGCCAAAGCAGAGGUCCACCGGGAGCUGGGGGGUGCUGGAGACCCCCCACAAGACCUGGCACCUCACCUGGAAACAGCAGCAGGCAGCUGCCCUCCUCGUUCAGCCCCGGGGGAUGCGCCGCUGGCAUCCCUCCUAGAGGAGAUGGACACGCCAUCGCUGGAGGGCUCAGUGCCAGGCACCCCCACACCACAGAGCCGGACCCUGCCACCCUCUGGUCACUCUGGCUGCACCCUGACCAGCUCCCCGGUGAGGGGACAGCGCUCCAGAUCCCCCCGCAAAGGCGCUGGGGAGCAGGAUGACCUUUAUUAUGGGCUCCAAGAGGAGCCGGAUGCUCUGCUCAAGGACAGCGACUGCCUUUUUGAGCCUGAAAACUGAUUUCACAGAGAAAAUGACCACUUGGCACAGACUUCGCAUGGAGUGGAUGCAAACGUCACAGCCUGGAGGGAAGGGGAUGCCCCUGAAAGUGCAGUGCCUGCAGCACAGAAGGACCUCCAGGCUUCUGCACCCCUUGGACAUACCCAGGCUUUCUGGAAGCUUUCAUUCCCCCAAAACUCAAAUGGGGGACUGUUGCCUCCUGAAUUCCAGAGCAUAUGGGACAAGGCCCCCCUCUCUGGAGCCCUUUGGAUGGGCACAGAGAAGCUGGGCUGGGCAGGAUCUGGGAAAAAUACUGUGCUUGGGAAGGUAAAGGAUUAGUUCUGCUGCUUGGAACAGGAUCACAUUUAGGUAGGUAAAGAUGGGCUCAUCCCAUGCGGGCUUUACAAGACAGAGAUGUUCUCAAAGUCAUUUUCCCACUUAUCCAAGCUCCCCUGAAACUAAAAUUAGAUCCUGAGACUCCUGCAGCAGUUGGGAAAGGGGUGAUGGAGGUGACAGACUGUGCUGUCCUUCAUCUUUGGCACAAGGACCAGCUUCCAGUGCCGUGGAGAGCAGAGGGAGGAGGACUCAGCUGAGCCAAAACUCUGGUGAUGGCACUUGAGAUGGUGACUUUGGGCAUCUCCACUGAGUCAGUGUCAGUGGGUGGGUUUGCACACUGGCACCCACUGUCCCCAAACUCUCU
Molecule: messenger RNA, 1609 nt
Organism: Empidonax traillii (willow flycatcher)
Lineage: Eukaryota; Metazoa; Chordata; Aves; Passeriformes; Tyrannidae
Gene: BSND
Product: barttin CLCNK type accessory beta subunit
Exons: 4
Coding region: 145-930 (261 amino acids)
Biological process (GO): chloride transport
Cellular component (GO): basolateral plasma membrane
Molecular function (GO): chloride channel regulator activity
Source: RefSeq, a predicted model, not a curated record